Chaetura pelagica (chimney swift) is the source of this 444-nucleotide messenger RNA. It is a transcript of the gene UBE2D1, whose product is annotated as ubiquitin-conjugating enzyme E2D 1. The transcript is spliced from 7 exons. The record is from RefSeq and is a predicted model, not a curated record. Gene Ontology annotation, biological process: protein polyubiquitination; ubiquitin-dependent protein catabolic process. Lineage: Eukaryota; Metazoa; Chordata; Aves; Apodiformes; Apodidae. Gene Ontology annotation, cellular component: nucleus. The coding region runs from base 1 to 444 and encodes 147 amino acids. Gene Ontology annotation, molecular function: ubiquitin conjugating enzyme activity.
AUGGCACUGAAGCGGAUACAGAAAGAGCUAAGUGAUCUGCAGCGAGACCCCCCAGCCCACUGCUCUGCUGGACCUGUUGGAGAUGACUUGUUUCACUGGCAAGCGACAAUUAUGGGACCUCCUGAUAGUGCAUAUCAAGGGGGAGUUUUUUUCCUCACGGUACACUUCCCAACAGACUAUCCUUUCAAGCCACCAAAGAUUGCUUUUACAACAAAAAUAUACCACCCAAAUAUAAACAGUAAUGGGAGUAUUUGUCUUGAUAUCCUGAGAUCCCAGUGGUCACCAGCUCUGACUGUAUCUAAAGUUUUAUUGUCCAUAUGCUCGUUACUCUGCGAUCCUAAUCCUGAUGAUCCUCUAGUACCAGAUAUUGCACAGAUCUACAAGUCAGACAAGGAAAAGUACAACAGACAAGCAAGAGAAUGGACUCAGAAAUAUGCAAUGUAG